GAUGUCUGUGUGUGAGUCCAGUUUUCAAUUGGUAACUGUAGAAAUAACGAGCUCUAAUACCGUUAUAUGUCUUAAUGAAUUAAAGCCUCAAAGCAAUACAUACAACAUGAAGUUGCAGUAGAAUCACGUGACUACUUUAUGUAUUUUAUUUAUAGACAAUAUUUGCUAGAUACACUGUGUAUGCAGUAUACAUAUGUAUAGUGUUUUAUGUGUUUGCAUGAUUGUGUUUCAGCAAUCAACUGACCCAUUACACAACCGGUACAUAUCAUGUAACUCAUAUUGCUAACGUGCGUUAGAUAUCUGCAUCCCACUUGCACCACGUGACCACACAAUAUAACACGUGACUUAUUGACCACUUUACAUACCCUACAACUAACAGUACUGCAGCAGGACGUGUCUGCAAGCUCACACACAGUCGUCUCAAUGGUAAGAAAGUCACUCUAUCACACAACAAUCUGCAUGUCUAUUAAAAUAAGUGACGUAGACGUCUCUUUUCAGGCUGUAAUGGGCAUCCAGUUGGUGAUCACACUCAUUGUAGCAACACUGUUGCACAAAGUCAUUCCAUACAUCUCGCCUGCGCAGUUUAGUAUUAGAGGUUUGAAGAGGUAUAAGGAGCCGUCUACUGAUCUGUUGUGGAGGUAUCGAGUGGGGCAGGUGGUGAGUAGCAAGAAGGGAAAGGAUAAGAGGAAGGUGCAGGAUCCUGCAGGUGUCAUUCUCAACGACGUCAUGUUCAGCGUUCCACGUGACAACGACAUUGAAUUAGAAACCGAAAAGAUCCAAUGCAGUGACCUCUACAACAUCCAUUUCUGUGACAAUUACGAGUGGAUCGUCAACUUCGGUUUGAGUUCGCUUGCCGUUUACGUAUUGACUCAAAUAUACUUUAUGUGCUGGCCGGAAAUGGAGUCACAAGAGAUGAAUCUUAGCAUCAUAUGGCUGCUGGUUGCGUUUUUUAAUUCUAUGUAUAUUUUUUACCUGUUCAACAUGGCACUUUUUCGCGGUUCCGGAGGAGCACAUGGAGAGCAAUCAUUGAUGAUUCUCUGCGGUUGUUGUUUCUUUGUCAUUGCAAUGGCCGUCAUGCUGUUGGACGAUGGAAUAUUGGAGCUUGGCAUCGACAAAGCGUUUGACAACAUUACGGCAAAAGCGACUGUCUUUAAGCAGAAGACGAGCAUUACAACAGGGGAAUGGCAAGGGGCAUUGACUGUGUGGAAGCUGAUCUUGGGUGCGCUGUGUGGGCUGGUGGCAUCAUUUCUUACGUUUCCCAGUUUUCGGAUGGCGAGAUUGCAUCUUGACUCACUUAAACAGACGAGCAGCAAGUUGAUAUCUAUUUUGUGCAACAUAAAUUUUUUUGCUCCGUUGUUUUUGUCAAUCAUGUGGGUCAAACCUUUGGCAAGAGACUCUUUUGUCAGUGAAACAUCUUCAGAUAGCAAGUUGACAGACGAGCUGUUUGAUGUUUUUCGUUUGGGUGCCAUCUUUUGCUUCUGCCUUUUCCGUAUCGCUCUACUUCGUCUGCAUCUGCAGACACAUUUAGCUCUUGCAGAAGAACGAUUUAUUCAAUCAAAACGAGAACCAGGAAGGAUAAUGGCCGUUGAGCUGCAGACAAUGAUUCAGAGAGUGUCUUUGUACUUGGUCGGCGUGGCUUUGCAGUACCUCGUGCCAGUUAUUGUUCUUAUGUCGUUGGCACUUCUUGCUCAUUCGUUUGGAAGCUACAGUUUCUCUCAAGGUCAUCACCUUCUCUUACUACACAACAGCACUGCAUCAGUCAGUCGUUACAAGUGGGGUGUGAAUGCUGAAGACGAGGCAGUUCAACAGCUUGGCUUUGUCAUCUCACAAUUAGCUGAAGUUAUUGACACUCCCGUCUUUUGGGAAAAACAUGUGAUGUUUGGCUGCUGGUGGAUGGUCACCGUAUGGUUUGGAUUAUCUUCGUUGGGAAUUAUGUAUUACAGAUGUGCAGCCGUGUAGUGAAGGGGAGAGGUGGAAAUAGUGUAUUGAAAGUGUGAAAUAGAAAUUUAAUUAGAGCUGAUUCUAUGAGUUAUGUGAUGUGGUAUACACGAAAUGAUCAUGAGUUGAUGGUUUUAGGAACUAACUUUGUUGCUGUUGGUUUGUAUGGACUGCAGCGUGUUGUAAAAGUAUUGGUUGCGUGCUCCAUUUUUCUUGCUAAUUCCUUUU
This is a messenger RNA of Corticium candelabrum, 2166 nucleotides long. RefSeq names its product transmembrane protein 161B-like. The transcript is spliced from 11 exons. The record is from RefSeq and is a predicted model, not a curated record. Lineage: Eukaryota; Metazoa; Porifera; Homoscleromorpha; Homosclerophorida; Plakinidae. The coding region runs from base 424 to 1959 and encodes 511 amino acids.